This is a messenger RNA of Magallana angulata, 1067 nucleotides long. RefSeq lists its product as uncharacterized. Bases 62 to 907 code for a protein of 281 amino acids. The record is from RefSeq and is a predicted model, not a curated record. The transcript is spliced from 5 exons. NCBI's taxonomy places the organism in Eukaryota, Metazoa, Mollusca, Bivalvia, Ostreida, Ostreidae.
AGCAUAAACGACAAGGAAACCGAAGCCCACACCAGUCGUCUACAGAUACAGUCUAUACAACAUGUUGCAGUUCCUUCUGGUUGCUUUUGCUUCGGUUGCUACCAAUGCACAAACGACAGAAAAAUCCCUCGCCGAUCAUUUGUUUGAAGGCAGAACAUGGAGGAACGAGAACUGGGAUGCCGUCGUUAACACAUUUGGGCUGGUCAACUUCAAAUGGACGACUACUUUACCAACAAACACUGUCAUCAACGAAACGGCGUACCUAGCCGAGAGUAAGAACGCCCUUCUGAUGAAGUCACGUGACAGGGAUCUGAGGGGGGAGGGAUACGACAAAUCAACUUCUCUGAUCGACUUUGACACGGGAAUGAUUGCCUUCCGGACUAAGUUCCCCACUACCAACACACUGGUCGCUUCAAACGGAAUGUCCAGGAGAGAGAGAAGGAGGAAGCUGAGAAAGCUUUUAGCCGGCAAAGAACAGGCUUGCUUCAUCAUUAACACAAGUAUUACUCUAGCGGAGGUCAAGGAAGAGCUCCAGAACCGAGUCAAUAGUUCUCCAGUCCCAACUGGAACCCCAAAAAAGUUUGUGGCAGAAGAGAAGAAUCGCGUCUCUUCAGCAGAAUUAGCAAAAUUGAACGGUAAAAUCGCCAAGUUCUGCAGCAGAGCCGCUCCACACAAUAACAACUUUAGACUUGUUAAAGACUCUACAGCCACCACCCACGCCGAUAACUUGGUGGUGAUGGGCCAGUUUGAUAGUACACAGAACGCCACAUCCAUUCCAUACGAAAUCCACGUGGAACAGUCUAUCAUUGAUGCUCUCCAGAAACUGGCCACAACCAACACAGAGUCGCCGGCGGCGGCUGGAGAAGCUCCCGUAGGAGUUCUUCCCGAGGCUGCCGAGGAGGUCUGAAUCAUUAACUAUUCGCUAGACCAGCAUCAUGAACAUGCAGCGUUAACCAUUCCAUGAUACAAAAAUUUACUUUUGCAGAUUUAGACUGCACGAACUGUUUUAUUUUAAAGCGUGCCUUGAUUAGAUUUUGUAACUUCUAAUAAAAUUUGGAACACAAAAA